Pomacea canaliculata is the source of this 2113-nucleotide messenger RNA. RefSeq names its product GTPase IMAP family member 4-like. NCBI's taxonomy places the organism in Eukaryota, Metazoa, Mollusca, Gastropoda, Architaenioglossa, Ampullariidae. The coding region runs from base 120 to 956 and encodes 278 amino acids. Gene Ontology annotation, molecular function: GTP binding. The transcript is spliced from 6 exons. The record is from RefSeq and is a predicted model, not a curated record.
CACUUACCACUUUCUCAGCACUUGGAGAUCAGUAUAUAAUGGCUUGCUUAGUCACAAUUAGCUUGCCCUCCUGACAUGUCAAAUGCUACUUUGGCAACGUAAUCAAGACUAGAAGAGUGAUGAAGACGAUUCGAUUGACUCUGGUCGGCAAGACUGGAAGUGGAAAAAGUUCUCUUGGAAAUACACUUCUAGGAAAGACGAAGUUUGAAACUUCAGGGUCAUUUGAGUCAUGUACAGAAAAAUGCCAGUGGGGACAAGCUCAAGUUGGGGAAAUUCUUCUCAGAGUAACGGAUACACCUGGACUGUGGGACACUAAACAACUGAAUGAUGAUGUACUUCUUGAAAUUGGCAAGAGCUUCUGUCUGUGCUCGCCGGGGCCUCACGUCGUCAUUAUUGUCAUUCGAUGUGAUAUUAGAUUCACGAAAGAGGAGCAAGAUACGGUGACAACACUGCAGAAGGUCCUUGGAGGCAACCUGUCUAAGCAUAUCAUGGUAGUCUUCACACGCGGGGAUGCUCUUGAAGUACCUGUUGGUGAAAUGCAGAAAGCCUUAGAAGAAAAAUUGAGACAAGGAAGUGCUCUGAAUGAUGUUCUGCGUUCUCUUAACAACCGCUACUGUGUUGUGUCAAACAAGGGUUCAAGUGAGGAUUUGAAAAUACACUCAAACGUCAUCCUAAAUAUGGUUCAAAAUCUGAUGGAAGAAAACAAUGGAGCGUUCUUCACCAAUGGAGUUAUAGUAAAAUGCAACAAAAUCGUGCAGAAAUUCGUGCAGAAACGCGAAAGAGCUGAAGGCUUAUCUAGGGAAGAAGCUGAGUUACAAACCAUGCAAGCCAUUGCAGCUGGAACAGAACUAUCCGAGUUCUAUAAAACUCUGCUUACAAUGAUGAUAGCGGUAUUCUUACCAGUUAUUGGAGCAUUUAUCCUAACAACAACCGUUCUGCUGUGCUCUGUCAUGUAGAAAACGGAUUAAAAAAGGCUUUUACUAAUCAAAAAUCUUCAAACUUAAUAUAAAGUUAGCAAGGAAACAAAGGAACUAUUACUACAAGAUCAAGACAAAAAGAUAAUGCAGAAAACAAGUAUUCUGCCAUAAUAUAAAGAUGCUAUUACUUACAUUUAACUUUAGCAAACCCUUUUUUGUUUUCAAUUUUACAACUAAGGCAAUAAUAAUUAUAAAUGCAAAAUUUGUAUAGCGCUUACUCACACCUAGGAAGCUUGCAUUUAGCGCUUAGAUAUUGGUAAAUGUUUUAUUAACCUGUUAUCUCCUCCUACCCUGCACAUGCACAGUAAAGAGGUAGGUGCCACAAAAGACCGGUUAAACUUACACAAAACAUAUGAGAUUUUAACACUUGCUGUAUGGGACACUUAUCUUGAGUUAAGUUACUUUAAAAGUCCCUUAUAUUUUACAAAUAAUACUGUUAUUUAAGAAAUGACCAAAUGGGAGCCACUGUUCCCGAAAUUAUAUUCGUGUGCUAUUUAUAGAUAGCACAUAUUGUUCCACAAUAUAUCUUGACUUUAGAAAGGCAUACAUUUUUUUGCUGUUGUAGGGAUUUGGGGAAUUCGCAAGUAUACAUGAAAAAUUUUGCUAGAAUAAUAAUGAUCUUCAAAGUUUUGUCAACAUUCCGAGUUCUACUAAUACCAGAUAUAACAAAUUCUUCAUAUAACCGACCUUCAUUUAGCCAGAAACCAGGUUUUCAGCAUGAUGUUCUCCAAAACUAUAUUAAAUAGUAUAAAUAAUGGGUCACACACAUAUGUACUGCGCGCUAACAAGUACGGGAGCAUAUGAAAACACAUUGCUUUGUCAGUAAAUGAAUGAAUACAUAAGGGAGGCAGCCACCGGAACCUUUAUGAGUUAUUCCACUAUCGAUUACUUCUCUUUAACAGCUAAAAAUGUGAACCACUCAGGUAUUUUGUUAUAUUUGAAAGUAGGCGAAGGUUCAGUUGAUCAAGAGCUAUAUCAAAGUCGGUUACCAGAUACGCAAUUCAACAUCAAUUUUAUACUUAAAAACCAAAAUUAAGAAGACAAAAGUAAGUAAUGUUUAAAUUUUAAUGUAUAUUCUAAUAAAACAUGUCUUUUUUGUUUUUUUAUGUUUAUCUAGUGCAAAUAACUUUUUGUAA